Molecule: messenger RNA, 2230 nt
Organism: Actinia tenebrosa (Australian red waratah sea anemone)
Lineage: Eukaryota; Metazoa; Cnidaria; Anthozoa; Actiniaria; Actiniidae
Product: transmembrane prolyl 4-hydroxylase
Biological process (GO): peptidyl-proline hydroxylation to 4-hydroxy-L-proline
Cellular component (GO): endoplasmic reticulum
Molecular function (GO): calcium ion binding; procollagen-proline 4-dioxygenase activity; iron ion binding
Source: RefSeq, a predicted model, not a curated record
CAAGUUAGUUCGUGUUUCCAAGCUCUUGACAUUUUUUUUAAACGAAAAUAUUUUCACGGUUUUCACGCCGUAGCAGCUGUUUCAUGACUGAUAUUGCUCAUUAGAUAUUAAUUACUUGAUCAUUAUCGUGUCAGCAUGGCUAAUCUUCCAACAAAUGCACAAGUGUGUGUUUUUUUGCUGGCGAUAGUUUGUUCCUGUUUUCAAAGUGUACAAAAUAAUCCUGAAGAAGAGAGAGUCACUCUUUCACAGGAUGAUCUAAAAACAUGUGAUUCUGAUGACCAAGACUGCAAUGACAGAGUCUUGAAGGGAUCUCAGAGCGAUGACAUGCUGGUAAAGCUUGAAGGAUUUAAGGUUGGUCAUGUUCAAGAGAUCAAUAUUGUAGACGGACAGACACAUAARCUAAUAACAAGAAGCAUGCGACCACUAAUGUUUGAGAUUGCUAACUUUCUGAGUGAAGAWGAAUGUGACCACAUAAUUGACCUGGCUAAAAAAGAAGGGUUAACAGAAAGUACGACACUUGAUACGGAAGAGGAUAGUGGCAGCAAUACGAAUACAACGGACCCAGCGGAAGAGAAUGAAGAACUUAUAAAGCAAUGCAAAGAAAUGGUUAAGGGUUACGAUGUGAAUAAMAACGGACUACUGAGUGGAGCAGAGUUGGCUCCUUAUUUAGAAAAUGUCUCUGCUAUACCACUGAAAGAAAAGGAAGUCGUUACAAUGAAUACGAAAGACGUGGUCUAUCGAACCUAAGCACACGAUGUUACCAAUCAAAUAUCUUCGUUUCUCCUCGUAAAGGCACCGCAAUAUUGUGGUAUAACCAUGAUAUAGACCCUGAUACAGGAAAGAUGGGACCAAUGGACAAGUUCUCUUUACAUGGAGGGUGUGAUGUUCAAGAGGGAAUUAAAUGGAUUGCUAAUAACUGGAUYAAUGAUUUCCUAUAAAACUGAAUCCCAGGAAAAGAUAGUACUAGCAGGAUGGGCGUUUCCCACUUGGAUAUAUUUCCYCGUUUCAAAUGCAAUUUUUUAAACAUUUGAAUCUAUGAUAGCUUUACCUUUGAAUAGGCAUAAAACCUAGCUUAGAGCUAAACAGUCAAAAAAUAAAUUUGCCGCUUGUGUAUCUGCGACGCUAUGUCGCGGAUGAAUGGUAUACUUUAUGAGAUGUAUCAAAGGACGCAAAGAUCGUUUAUAAACAACGAAACUUUUAGUUAGAGAAGACUAAUUUAAAGAAUCCUAGUAAACAACAAUGCAUUGCGCGCCGGAAAUAAUGAAAUGCUAAGAAAAGCGCCAUUUUCUCUGCCAGGCAAAAUGGAGGUUUUUUAGGUGAUGUUUGGGAAUCCAGUUCCAAUAUCGGUCUUGUUAUUCCUGCUAGAUGUGUUGUGAUUAUCAUGAUAUAGUACUACAUAGUCACUUAAUUUUUUCUCCGAGAUUUGAGAAAUUUUGGCAACUAAUCUAAGUUAGAUUUCGAAAGUUGUGAUGUCAAACAGUUAGACGACCGAAAAAUCAUAAUGUCACAAAAAGAAUCUCUCUGAAAUUUUUUACCUAUUUGCUGUAGACUGAAAAUAACGAAACUUUGGGAAUUUGUGGACUCGACAUUGGUUUAGUGAAUUUGCAGAAAUGUUUGCUCCAUCGAUGUAUGGAAGAGCUUCGAGAGCGAUGUAGGCGAACGAUGUAAACAAUAACACGGGCGCAGUGCAUUGUAGUUCACUAGGACUCCGCCUUUAAAGAAAGCAAGAAAAUUGCAAACARAAUAAACUAUUGGCCGUUCUGAAGUUCUCGGUCACUCCAUUUUUGAUUAUAUUCUUCAAAUUUAGUCUGUUCAAAUAUUCAAACCAGUAAAGUGGAACUUUGAAACUCGGUUAGUAAAAGGAUUGGUUAUAACUAGUAGAACUAGCGUGGACUGCGUCGGUGUUUCUGAACCAAACACUAGGAACUUGUCAGAUAAUUAAAAUUUKAUCACCGUAAAAAGCUUUGUGAAACUGAUGUUUCGGACGUUAGUCCUUCGUCGGAGUAAGUCAGAAAAGUAGUAAAAGGAUUCAAAACUUAGCGAAAGUAUUUAUGGCCAAAGUUACAAGCUUAAUUACCGCGUAGUAUUUAACAAUAUAUUCAUGCCUUUUUAACUAAAGACUGAAAGCCGUAUUUUCCUUUAGGCUAUACUAAAACUAACCCACGCUAUUGAAGCCAGAAUACUGCUGACUGAGUAGCUGUAUUAAUACUAAUAAAUAUCUGAAUUACAA